Kalmanozyma brasiliensis GHG001 is the source of this 1386-nucleotide messenger RNA. RefSeq names its product Ribosomal protein S23/S29, mitochondrial. The transcript has a single exon. The coding region runs from base 1 to 1386 and encodes 461 amino acids. The record is from RefSeq and is a predicted model, not a curated record. Gene Ontology annotation, cellular component: mitochondrial small ribosomal subunit. Gene Ontology annotation, molecular function: structural constituent of ribosome. Lineage: Eukaryota; Fungi; Basidiomycota; Ustilaginomycetes; Ustilaginales.
AUGGCGUCCGCUUCUCGACUCGGCAGCUCGCUGAGGCUGCUCUCCCAGCAGGCUUCCGCCCUCGUCGGUCCAAGUACCGCUUCUCGCACCCUCACAACCUCAGCGAUCGCCUCUGCAGCAGCGAAAAAGCCCGCCUCUGUCAAAAAGAAGGCGGUGGUCAAGAAGAAGGCUACCCAUUCGGGCCCACGAUCGUCCGGUGGUCGUCGCAAAGGAGGCGCUGACUCCACCACCGGUCUUUCCAAGACGUCCGAGUUUCACGUCGAUGCACCGGACAUGUCGCACCUGCCUUUCCUGCACGCUGAGAGCCUUACAUCCACCUCUGCCGGCCAGACGUUCGCCUUCAGCGACCAGACACUUGCGGCAUUCAAAGCGUUCGGUCUGCCACAGGAGCUCGAGCGCGAUCUUGCAUCUCAACCAAAGCCCCGCUCGCUGGUGCGUCAACAGACGCUCGAUCUGCUCGACAAGCUCGACGCAGCGUCCAAAGGGAAGAAGGGGUUGAGCGUGGUGCUCGACGGACAGAGGGGGAGCGGCAAGUCGACGUUGUUGGCGCAAUCGAUUGCGUACGCGCUGGACGACGGGUGGGUGGUCGUGUCCGUACCGAGGGCAAUCAACCUGGUCAACUCGUCGACCAUGUACAGCUACAGUGCGGGCCACAAGGCGUACUUGCAACCGGAAGCGACAAAGGCGUUGCUCGAGGCGACGCUCAAGGUCAACGGUGGCGCGCUGAAGGGGAUUAAGACGACAGUGGCUGUCGAUGUGGACGGGUCCAAGGUGGAAGCGGGAACAUCGCUCGAGGCGCUUCUCAAGCGUGGGAUCGACGAAGCCGCGUCCGCCUCCGCGAGACAGACCAUUCUGGAAACGCUGUUCACCACCCUCGCUACGCAGACCGAAGUUCCCGUGCUCAUCGCCGUCGACGACGCACAAGCGCUCUUCCGAACAUCUCUCUACAAAGAUCCGGACUUUAUCAACCUCGAGUCCUUUGAGCUCGGUCUCCCUCGCGCCCUCCUCACCCUCCUCACCACCCCCACCCUCACCCGCGGCGCAAUCAUCUCCGCCCUCUCCACCACGCACACCGAAUUCCCUACACCACCAGAACUCACGCUCGCCCUCUCCCCCUCCACACGUCCGAUCACACAAGCCAUCAACGCGUACACCAAGCUCCACCCGCAACACCUCGAGCACGCGCGUCUCGCCGCUAAGUACGCCGAAAAGAUCGACACCUCCCAGCCGCUCUCCCGCUCCGAGGCGGCAGCCAUCUUUGCGCAGCUCAAGGACGAACGUCGACACUGGAGUGCGGUCAACGACGAACUGUUCAUGGAGAAGCUCGUCGAGUCGAACGGCAACGCGCGGAUCUUCAGUCGAAGUCUCGUUUCGACCCUCUUGUAG